ACUUUAGCUUUGCAGACUAGGUUAUACACAGUAAUUGGGAAGAUGAUUGCUGUGUGUGUUGUCCAUGGAGGAGUUGGCCCACAUUUCUUCUCUGAAAGGCUUUUUCAGCAGAUCUGUGGUAUGCCAACAUCCUCUGCCUCGUUGGAUGAGGUUGGAGAUCAUACAUUGAGGGAGCAACUAAUCAAGAUACAGGAAGCAACAUCUGUUCUGGAGGCAAAUUGUGCCAUUGCAGAGGCAGCAGACAGUUUAAGUAUCAUUGGUGCCUUGAGAUAUGUAUCAAGCCUGACAGAAAAUAACUCUCUUGUCCAGUCGGCUGCAGAGUUCUUUGUGAAUGGAAGACUGCAAGCUGCCUUGGAACAGUUUUCAGAAGGGUUGCAAACUCUUGGUUUACUGGAUGAGAUGCAGAAAAAUUCUGCAUUGUUUUAUGACAUGUUUGUUAGUGAUGAGAAGCCCCUCCAGGCAAAGGACCUCUGCAGUCUAUUUAAUGUAAACUUCUCCCCACAAGGCAGCAACAGGAGGGCUAGAGAAAACCAGACCAUAUGCCACUGGAGAGACUGGUUGAUAGAUGUUGAAG
Molecule: messenger RNA, 574 nt
Organism: Sinocyclocheilus anshuiensis
Lineage: Eukaryota; Metazoa; Chordata; Actinopteri; Cypriniformes; Cyprinidae
Product: G2/M phase-specific E3 ubiquitin-protein ligase-like
Exons: 3
Molecular function (GO): ubiquitin-protein transferase activity
Source: RefSeq, a predicted model, not a curated record